Molecule: messenger RNA, 1839 nt
Organism: Alternaria infectoria
Lineage: Eukaryota; Fungi; Ascomycota; Dothideomycetes; Pleosporales; Pleosporaceae
Exons: 4
Coding region: 1-1839 (612 amino acids)
Source: RefSeq, a predicted model, not a curated record
AUGGGCUGCGGAAUGUCCAAAUCACCCUCUGAAUACCCGCCCCCGAUGCGGCAAACAAAGGUCUCGAAGCGCAACAAGCGGCAUUACGGCGGUGGUAGCGACACGGGAGGCGCAUACGCAUACACAGCAGGAUACGGAGGCGGAGGUGGCUUCUUUAGUGGAGGAGAUGGUGGAGGCUGCAGCGGUGGAGAUGGCGGCGGUGGUGGAGGCGGAGGAGGUGAUGGAGGAGGCGGUGGUGGUGGUGGAGAUGCUGGAGAAGACUCUGCUAUUCCAUGGCUCGGUAUACGCAAUAGUGAAAACGACAAGUACCGAGAGCUAUCAAGCAAUCUCGAAGAUCGUUUGAGUCAAGCGCGCAGCUGGUUCGAGCAAUGCAAGGCUGAUCAUUCGCUUUGUGCACCAGACAAGGGUGAAUGGCCACGUCGUGUCCUCGAUCUCGCAACUGAUCCUAUCCGCCUUGUGGAUAGCGCAUCGAUUGUAUCAGAAUCACCACAACAUCAGGAAGGUUACGCUUGUCUCAGUUACGCAUGGGGCACGACCGGCUCCCUCAAGACGCUGAAAAGUAAUCUCGAGACCCAUAUGCAAGGCAUCGAUAUUUCGACACUCCCUCGCACCCUCGCCGAUGCCAUCCACGUGUGCAAGGCUUUUGGCUUGCGAUACCUAUGGAUUGAUGCGCUAUGCAUAGUACAAGAUGAUAUACAGGACUGGACGGACCAAAUUCCACGCAUGAAGUCCAUCUACCCAGGAGCCGAGCUGGUCAUCUCGGCACAGAGUGCAUCCAGCGUCCAGGAAGGAUUUCUGUCCCUCAGCCCUGCCGCGAAUGCACCCCUCAAACGUAUUGAGGUACCCUUUCACAUGCCAGACGGCACGUCUCGUACAGUUCAACUCUCCAUUCGCGAGCGAGAGGAACAAUACUGGAGCAACCCAGCACAUCAUUCGUCGCGCCCCAAUAUAGAAGAUGUCGACAUCGACGAACUUCUCACGCCCCUCGCUACCCGCGCAUGGGUGUUUCAAGAGAGCUUCCUAGCGCGCAGAAUACUAUAUGCUACACCAUCUGAACUAGCCUGGCAGUGUAGCCAGCACGAGAGAUGCGAGUGUCGGAAGGAGGCAAAUGAAAACGCCGUUCGAUAUAUCGGCGAAGACGACCAUUUCUUCAACGUGCGUACUCUUGGUCAACUACUCCGUGUAGAAGACUCCCGCGCGACCGACCAACCUCAUUUCAACCAUUCGAAACUAUGGGCCGAGAUUGUAAAGCGGUACUCGGAAAAGAGACUGACCAAAUGGACUGAUCGCUUAGCCGCAAUACAAGGCGUAGUGGGAGCGUUACAGCAAGCCAUGCCUGACAAGUUCCCGGAGGAAGAUUACCUCUUCGGGCUCUGGAAAUUGCAGCUAGAAAAGUGGCUGUUGUGGCUUCGUCCCCAUCGGAAGCAGCCUGGCGACUCAGAGGCAGUUGCCACACUGAGGAAGAUGGCGCCAUCUUGGUCCUGGACGACGACUAUAGGAAACAUCAUGUACUAUGAGUUUAUCUUUGAUCCGGAAGUCGUAACUUACACACGAGUCGUGAACUGGAAGCACAAGGAGCCUGAUAGCUCUGAGACAGAGGUAUUUGGAGCGGGCAAGUGUGAGUUGACGCUCCUUGGCUUUUGCCUCCCGGUCCGGUCACCGUUAUCAGGUCACGAAGAUGAAAUGGAGUUGGGCUCGUAUAACCCUUUCCUCAUCCCCGAACGCUAUGCAUCCUCUGAUGCCAUCGGCCCCGCAGUCAUCGACAUGAUACCAGACGACCCGACGGACACAACCGUGUUGUCCCGCGUCACACAUUUCGCGCCUCUAGACAAGGCGUAG